Chironomus riparius is the source of this 960-nucleotide messenger RNA. The record is from the annotation of a GenBank genome assembly. Lineage: Eukaryota; Metazoa; Arthropoda; Insecta; Diptera; Chironomidae.
AUGGACGAGAAAGGCAAAGGCACAAAAUCACAAGACAAAAUUGAUUUUAAAGAGUUAAGUGUUCAAAAUAUCGCGGUUGCAGGUACAAUUAAAGGACAGAAUGUAAAGUUUUUCUUAAAUACACUAAAAAGCCUGCAAUUCACAACAAAUUCUGAAGUUCACUUUACGAGCAUUGGAAUGAAAUUCAUAGCUGAAGAAAGUCAGUUCUUUCAAGGCAUCGCAUAUUUCGGAAGUGUUUUCUUUAGUCGCUAUCACUUUGGCAAAAACCUUGAGAUGGUCAACUUUGGAGUGGAUUUUACAGCCUUUUCAGAGUUCUUAAGCGCAAUUAUUAACAACGAAUUGACAAGCUUAAAGAUUGUUUAUUACGGAGAUCACAGACCGAUUGCCUUUAUUUUAAAACAGAAGGACGACGAAAUAGAUCCAAAUGCAACAUUAAGUGAGAUAUCGGAUAACGAGGAAGAGCUAGUUGAGUCGUGUAAAGAAAUAGUCACUGAAUACAUCAUUCGUACAAAGCAUUCUAUAAACCCAAUUGACUUUUCUUCCAUCAACUCGCCAGUAGCAUCAACAGUCCUCAUGAAUUGUUCUGAAUUCAUUGAAAUCAUUUCGGAUCUUGACAAAACAACAGAUGAAAUACAGUUUAAGAUUGACAGUCGUUCAUUUAUCGUAAGAUCACUAGGAAUCAUUCAGUGCAAUACACAAAUUCCAUUUCCAACUGAUCACAAAAUAUUCAAGAACUUUAAUUUAGUUAAGGACACAAAAUUUUCAUACAAGUUUUCAUGCUUUAAAUGCAUGCUGCGAGCUUUAAUGCACUCGAUGGAUGUGUGCUUAGAAACUAGAGAAAAUGGACUUUUAAAAGUACAAAUUAAAGGGAAAACCAUAGAAAAUGAAUCGUCGCUAUUUUAUGAAUUUAAUGUAAUGCCAAACGUGACUGAUGAAGACCGGGAUAUUGAUGUUGCAUAG